This is a messenger RNA of Artibeus jamaicensis (Jamaican fruit-eating bat), 7365 nucleotides long. It is a transcript of the gene STK10, whose product is annotated as serine/threonine kinase 10. Gene Ontology annotation, biological process: protein phosphorylation. The coding region runs from base 526 to 3420 and encodes 964 amino acids. Gene Ontology annotation, molecular function: ATP binding; protein serine/threonine kinase activity. NCBI's taxonomy places the organism in Eukaryota, Metazoa, Chordata, Mammalia, Chiroptera, Phyllostomidae. The record is from RefSeq and is a predicted model, not a curated record. The transcript has 19 exons.
CCGCUGGCCUCCCAGAUCCACGACGGUCCCCCUGAGGGGUCCCCAGAACGGUCCAAAGCCCAACCCUGAGCUCGCGCGCUCGCGGUGGACUACAGUUUCCAGAGUGCCCUGCGGCGACGGGCGGGGCCCGGGAACGCCCGCAGCCAAUUAGGGGGUCUGCGGGCGCUGCCGGGGCACUGCAGGUGGAGCCCGGCUGGUGGGCGGACGCGGGCUGUGUCCCGUACCGCGUCUCGGGGCUCCCGGGCAGGGUGUGGAGCUCGGUGAGAUAGAGGCCGGCACGCGGGAGGAGUCCCGGGGGACAGGGCUUCGGAGGCGGGGUCCUGGGCUGCGGGAGCGGUUCCGGGUGCUCCAGCGGCGCUCAGCCCGGGGCGCACUUGAUCGCGAUCCAGCUGCGGGGAAGGGCGGGUCUGGUGAGAACCCCGGAGCGCCGCGGCGUCCUCCGGCCCCUCCUCCUCGCGGCCGCCGAAGCCACUGCCCGAGGCGCAGCCGGCGCCACCUCGCCCCCUGGCUCGCGCGCCCCCAGCCAUGGCUUUCGCCAAUUUCCGCCGCAUCCUGCGUCUGUCCACCUUCGAGAAGAGAAAGUCCCGCGAAUAUGAGCACGUCCGCCGGGACCUGGACCCCAACGAAGUAUGGGAGAUCGUGGGGGAGCUGGGCGACGGCGCCUUCGGCAAGGUUUACAAGGCCAAGAACAAGGAGACGGGUGACCUGGCCGCCGCCAAAGUGAUCGAGACCAAGAGCGAGGAGGAGCUGGAGGACUACAUGGUGGAGAUCGAGAUCCUGGCCACCUGCCAGCACCCCUACAUCGUGAAGCUCCUGGGCGCCUACUACUACGACGGGAAGCUGUGGAUCAUGAUCGAGUUCUGUCCUGGGGGAGCAGUGGACGCCAUCAUGCUGGAGCUGGACCGAGGCCUCACCGAGCCCCAGAUUCAGGUCGUUUGUCGCCAGAUGCUAGAAGCCCUCCACUUCCUGCACGGCAAGAAGGUCAUCCACCGGGACCUGAAGGCCGGCAACGUGCUGAUGACCCUGGAGGGCGACAUCAGGCUGGCUGACUUUGGUGUGUCUGCCAAGAAUCUGAAAACCCUGCAGAAACGAGAUUCCUUCAUCGGGACGCCUUACUGGAUGGCCCCCGAGGUGGUGAUGUGUGAGACCAUGAAGGACACUCCGUACGACUACAAGGCCGACAUCUGGUCCCUGGGCAUCACGCUGAUCGAGAUGGCGCAGAUCGAGCCGCCGCACCACGAGCUCAACCCCAUGCGGGUCCUGCUCAAGAUCGCCAAGUCGGAGCCCCCCACGCUGCUCACACCCUCUAGGUGGUCUGCGGAGUUCCGAGACUUCCUGAAGACCGCCCUGGAUAAGAACCCAGAGACCCGGCCCAGUGCUGCGCAGCUCCUGGAGCACCCCUUCGUCAGCAGCGUCACCAGUAACAAGGCUCUGCGGGAGCUGGUGGCGGAGGCCAAGGCCGAGGUGAUGGAGGAGAUUGAAGACGGCCGGGAUGAGGGGGAAGAGGAGGACUCUGGGGACACCACGUCUUCUAUGGGGAACCACACGCCCAACUCUUCCGAGGUGACUCAGGUGAACCUCAGUGCCGACAAGGAGCCACUUAUCACCACAGUGCCACCCAGCCAGCCUCAGGACAGCGUGAAUGGGCCCAUCCAGCCCUCCGGGGAUAGAUCCCUGCAAACCACCAGCCCCCAAGAUGUGGCCCCUAAAAAUGAGAACGGCCUAGCAGUGCCCGUGCCCCUCCGCAAGUCCCGGCCAGUGUCCAUGGGCGCCAGGAUUCAGGUGCCUGAGGAGAAGAAAGUCGCUGACCAGGGUGGGGACCUUGGUCCAGCAGCCAGCCGGUCUCCAAAGACAAGCCAGAGCCGUCCCAACAGCUGCGCCCUGGAGGCCUUGGUCAGCGAGAAGCUGGCCAACGGCAGCCUGGAGCUGCCCGCCCAGGCCUCUCCUUGCCCAGCCAAGAGGGACUCGGACUGUGGCAGCCUCUCCACCUCCGACAGCGUGGACUACGGUGCCUCCCUGUCCGCCGACCUGUCCCUGAACAGGGAGACAGGCUCUCUGUCCAUCAAGGACUCGAGGCUGCACAAUAAAACCCUGAAGAGGACCCGCAAGUUUGUGGUGGACGGCGUGGAGGUGAGCAUCACCACCUCCAAGAUAAUCAGCGAGGACGAGAAGAAGGACGAGGAGAUGAGAUUUCUCAGGCGCCAGGAACUCCGAGAGCUCCGGCUGCUCCAGAAAGAAGAGCAUCGGAACCAGAACCAGCUGAGCAGGAAGCACGAGCUGCAGCUGGAGCAGAUGCACAAGCGUUUUGAACAAGAAGUCAACGCCAAGAAGAAGCACUUUGACACGGAGCUGGAGAACCUGGAGCGUCAGCAGAAGCAGCAAGUGGAGAAGAUGGAGCAAGACCACGCCGUGCGGCGCCGGGAGGAGGCCAAGCGGAUCCGUCUGGAGCAGGAGCGGGACUACACCCAGUUCCAGGAGCAGCUCAAACUGAUGAAGAAGGAGGUCAAGAACGAGGUGGAGAAGCUCCCCAGGCAGCAGCGCAAGGAGAGCAUGAAGCAGAAGAUGGAGGAGCACGCGCAGAAAAAGCAGCUUCUUGACCGGGACUUCCUCGCCAAGCAGAAGGAGGACCUGGAGCUGGCGAUGAAGCGGAUCACGGCGGACAACAGGCGGGAGAUCUGUGACAAGGAGCGCGAGUGCCUCACCAAGAAGCAGGAGCUCCUUCGAGAGCGGGAGGCUGCGCUGUGGGACAUGGAGGAGCAGCACCUGCAGGAGAGGCACCAGCUGGUGAAGCAGCAGCUCAAGGACCAGUACUUCCUCCAGCGGCACGAGCUGGUGCGCAAGCACGAGAAGGAGCGGGAGCAGAUGCAGCGCUACAACCAGCGCAUGGUGGAGCAGCUGAAGGUGCGGCAGCAGCAGGAGAAGGCGCGGCUGCCCAAGAUCCAGAGGAGCGAGGGCAAGACACGCAUGGCCAUGUACAAGAAGAGCCUGCACAUCAGCGGGGCGGGCAGCGCGGCCGAGCAGCGCGAGAAGAUCAAGCAGUUCUCCCAGCAAGAGGAGAAGAGGCAGAAGUCGGAGCGGCUGCAGCAGCAGCAGAAACACGAGAACCAGAUGCGGGACAUGUCUGCCCAGUGCGAGAGCAACAUGAGCGAGCUGCAGCAGCUGCAGAAUGAAAAGUGUCACCUCCUGGUGGAGCACGAGACCCAGAAGCUGAAGGCCCUGGACGAGAGCCACAACCAGAACCUGAAGGAAUGGCGGGACAAGCUUCGGCCCCGCAAAAAGGCUCUGGAAGAAGAUCUGAACCAGAAGAAGCGGGAGCAGGAGAUGUUCUUCAAACUGAAUGAGGAGACCGAGUCCCCGGUCCCCACCACCCCAAACAAGGCCACCAAGUUCUUCCCCUACAGCUCUGCGGAUGCUCCCUAACAGCCACUCAGGGCUGUGGCCGGCAAGUCAACGGGCUUCCGGGGCCCCCCCAUUCUCUGUGAACAAGUAACUCAGGACCCCCUUCUCUCACGUUUCCCUGCUGGCUCCGGUCCAGCCCCUGCCUGUGCGACCCCAAUGUGCCUGACUUCUCACUCACUCUUGGAGGGUGAGGUUUUAUUAGGUGUUGCCUAAUGUUAAUGUCUUCUCUUUGAACCCCGGGCCCCUCCAAGCUGUCGGAGAUUUGGGCCAUGGAUGGGGCGGGGUCUGGGAGCAGCGAGUGUUCUGUGGCCCCCAAGCCCCUCCUGUUUGUCCUGACACCAGUCUUGUUGUCUGUGGGCGCCAGGUGCUGCAGCCAAAAUCACCAUGGGCUCCUCCGUUUGUUGUCAUUCUUGGUGGCUUUUCAGCCAUUCCCCGUGGUGUCCGACAAGAAUCAUGGCUAACAAUCAGGGGUGCCCUCCUUUCUCCAGUUCCCCCAGCGCGCUUUGCUCUUGAGGCCAUGUCUGCAGUGGGCGAGAGCCGGCAUCGUCCACUCUGCUGGAGUUUCAUGCCACCUUCUGCUGCACCCCUGGCCCCUCACACAGAAAGGGCUUGGGCCCCUGGUACUACCGGGCUUGCCCCCACCCUGGGCCUCUUGUGCCAGCUGGGUUGGAAUCUGCUGUCUGAGCCCUGUUGGGUACUGGUAUGGGGCGUGCUGGCAAAAUGGCACAGGGCGAAUGGCCCGUGAUUCCUUUCGGCCCCCAGGUUCAGGGAUAAACCCCUCUCACCACAUAUUUUCACAGCUCAGUCUAUUUCCAUCUCACACUUGCCCGGGGGGGGGGGUUUGGGGAGGCUGUCUCCCUCCGCCCUGUGCCCCUCCGCCUCCAGCGGAGGCGACCUCCAGCCCUAUACUUCAGACAGAGGCUGGAGGUCGCUGGGACUUUUGUUCAGGAAGCAAAAGCAUCAGAGAAAUACACGAGGCUUCCUCCGCCCUCCUCUCCCGCCAGCACGGCAGAGGCAAAGCUUCUGUAGCGUGAACAGAAUCCUGGGGCUGCGGCUCACUCAGCCAGCCCCCCCAGAUUCCAGUCCCCAAUGCUGCAGUGUCGAUAACACAGUGAAAGCAAGAGCUCAAACUGGCAUUUGGCCUAUUUACAAAGAAAACCUUUGUCACCUUUGUUUCUGACCUGAAACAAGUAUAGAUGAAUGAUGUCUUCAGGACGAUACCUAGUUUAAAGGAAUGAGAAAGCAAAGGUGGUUUUGAGGAACCCCAUGGGCACACUGGGUCUGGGCACUAUUUUGCUGCUGACAGAGCAGCUGCCACACCUGGGGAGGACUUUCUCCUCCUUGACGCCUUAUGGUUGGUUAGGUUAGAAGUUUUGCUUUUCUAAAGCAGUUUCCUGGCAGUCGUCUUGGCACUGGCUGUCCUCCUGCCCUCCUGGAUCUUGCAAAGGGAGGGCGGUCAUUCAAAAGGAGAAGGGACUAAGGGUUCCCGAGCCUGACAGACGCACCAGAGAUGCUCCGGAGGCUGUGGGAAGGCAGCCCGCUCUCAGGCUCCUGCGCAUUCCGCUCGCCUGCGCAGUCCUUGGCCCGGGUGGGACACCUGUCAGGUAUGAACGAAUGAAACGCGAACCGAGGGUCCCCUUUGACUCUCUCAGGUACAUGGUGCCUGGGAAGUGGGAAGUGGCAGCAGUGUGACGACAGCUCGUGCCAGUUCCGCCAGGGCUGGCGGGGGCUUUGUUUACAACACGUGGUGUCUGCGGCCUGGGGCGUAAGAAUGAGGAUCAGGUGAAGAGCCGGUUCUGCGGCUCAGACACGUCUUGGGUCACUCUCUGGUUUGGCUUGUCAUUCACGCUGGAAUCUUGUUGAAGGAGUGGCUGCUCCCCUGCCCGGUGCCGCCUGAGCCCUAACAGGUCCCCUGUUCUCGCUGGACGGGGUCUGGCUUGGUCGCCCAGCCUCACUAUCGGGCCAGUGUGCAAUGCCCGUCACUGGGAGGACCGCACAGUAUUCCUGGUUCCCUGUGCCGAUGUUUCCUCUGGGAGGGACAGAUGAAACUGUUACUCAUUUUCAGUCCAUUGACCGCGGAAUAAAUAUAGCUAACUUAUAUUUUCCCUUUACGAAGGAUAUUAGUUAUUUUUAUGUAGAUUCCAAACUUUAUACAAGACUUUUGUAAAGUGUUCUUUGCAAAGUUAACUACAAGAAUGUAAAUAUGCUUCUAAUAAAAUAACAAGGGGAGGAACUCGGCUUGCCUCUGGGGCUGUUCUCUUGGACGGGGGUGGAAGGGCAGGGCACACUUACCCACGCUGCCCAGACGGGAGAGGGCACGCUGGUGUUGGAGCCCGGGCGCGCCUCCCGGGUCAUCGGGCAGGUCCCACUUCGCGGUUUCUGUUCUGAAAGUUGUGAUGCCUGGCUGUGUGGGCGCUUUCUCUAGACUUUUAAUACGAUUCUCAUUUAACUACGAACAUUCGACUGUCAGGAGUUUUUACCUAUUAACCUACUGAAUCCUUUCAACAACCCACGAAGACAGUGUCGUUCCCGUUUUAUAGACGAGGAAAUGGAAACUCCGGUCAGUUUUGUUGAGAGCAAAGUUGGGAACCGCCUGACUAGCAGAAAGCCUUUUUUAUUGAGUCACUGGAGAAAUUCACCUUCUUGGCUUCUGGGAGCAUGCCGAAAGCUCUCUACCAUGAUUUCUUCAAUGAGUACUAGUUAUGCCUGUGCAGCAGAGAGAACCGAUUGUUCAGCGAAUUCCACCUACUUCACUCCCUCUUCGAGGCUUACAGGAAGAGCACACCCUUUAGCGUCCCGUCCGGCCCGAGGACUGACUGUGCGGCUGGGCCCUGACCAGUGAGGAGAGUAUGCUGGAUGGUGUCCUGAAAUAAGGUGUUAACCACGAGGGAGCCUCCCCUCCGGCCCAGCGACACCGCAGACCCCGAGCUCCAGAGGGUCUAACUUGAAGGUGGAGGCCUAGCUGGCCACGUGGGACUUCACAGGAACGUGUGUAUUGAGGUGUGUGUGCACUUAGUAGGAUGCCAGCGUGGCUAGGCUGAACCACACUGCCCUGAAUUCUCUUCAUCUCUGGCUUUGAUUAGGAUGGGCUGCAAGACCGAUUCCUGCGCGGGGGUUGGGGGGAUGGAAGUGAAAGUGUAGUCACUUUGUAGCCCAGAUACGUUGUUGUUGAUGAGCUCACUCACGCCCUGGGUGUGAGGAGUGGCUGGGUCUGCAAUGGCCCAGGUUCCCUCAGAGCCUUCUUCAGCGUCUCCAGUUCCUGGGCCAGGUGUGGACGUUCAGCUGUGUGACACGGGGCUCCAGCCUCUGCAGACAUCCACAGCACAAGGUCAUGGGCACCGAGAACUGACACGGGCUUCAAUGGUCCUCGUGGACCCCAGUUCAGUUAGGCUGGCUCUGCCCCGCCUCCUACCUAGCUUCCCUUCCGGAUGCCCUGCCCCGUGGACUUGAAGAUCCAUUGUCGCCUGUGAAGACGACAGCCUUCAGACAUCGCUUAACUAGACUGGACAAUUAUAUAACACCAACUCCUUGUAAAAAAAAUCCCUUCAUUCACUCUUAGUGCUUCUGCUUUUCUGAAACACGGGGAUAAUUUGCUACAGUGCAGGGGUCUCCAACAUCUGGCUUCCGGCUGGUACUGGGCCUGGCCUGUUAGAAGGGGGCCGCACAGCAGGAGGUGAGCCUGGACUUCAUGCGCUUGAAUCAUCCCAAAAUGAUGCCCCUUCCCCUCAGUCCAUGGAAAAACUGUCUUCCACGAAACCGGUCCCUGGUGCCAAAAAGGUCAGGGACCGCUGGUGUAUUCUGUUCUGACUAGUGCAACUUUACUCUUUCACUCACAGGUAUCUUGUUUAACCCGGUAAAUUUAAAAAGGGUGGGGGGAAAAUACAAGUAAUUUCAAUACAUGUUUGCCACCCAAUGAAUGAAUGAAUGUUUCUACUUAUAUGCUUUAAAUAUAUUUCCCUUAAAAUC